Molecule: messenger RNA, 4582 nt
Organism: Styela clava
Lineage: Eukaryota; Metazoa; Chordata; Ascidiacea; Stolidobranchia; Styelidae
Product: structure-specific endonuclease subunit MUS81-like
Biological process (GO): DNA catabolic process; mitotic intra-S DNA damage checkpoint signaling; resolution of meiotic recombination intermediates
Cellular component (GO): Holliday junction resolvase complex; nucleus
Molecular function (GO): crossover junction DNA endonuclease activity; DNA binding; 3'-flap endonuclease activity
Source: RefSeq, a predicted model, not a curated record
GUUCGCCAUAUGAUUAAGCCGUCUUAUCGGUUUUCCUAUCCCCUGGGAUAAAUAUGUGAAUCCUAUCCUUAUCAAUGUACACUCAAUUUAUAACAUAACACCAUCAAUUAGUGAAUAUUUCUUUGACUUCCGAAUACUUAAUUCGUAUACAUUCACAUUGUGAAGUUUUUGACGCUUAGGGAAUGAUUUUCUUGUGCGAUGUUCAAACCAGUUUACGUCUUCGAAAUCACCAUGUUGUUCCAAAAUAAUUUAAAAGUGGCCAAACGACGUAGUUGUAUUUUUUAAAAUUCAAAUACUCAAAUUAUAACUUUUAUAGUGGAAUUGUUUUUCUGAAUAUAUAUCCAGAUUCGUACUUUGAAAAUCUUUUGAAUACACUAUUUUUUUUUGACCCUCAAAAUAUAUAAACUUUGUUUCAAAGUUGUAAAAAUGAAUUACACUAUUGACAUAUUUCCUAUUGCCUACAAUCGACACAAAUUUAAAUUCUUCAUCGGUGCGCUCUUUGAUAAUACACUUUGUAACAUACUAUAGAUCAGUGUUUCUCAAACAGUGGGGCGUAACCCACAAGGGGGCGUAAACAAUUUUUUUUGAGGAGAGGUGAAGCUAAUUGAUACAUUCGUAAGAUUUGGUCUUGCCUGCCUCAUUUUGGAUAUUUACAUUUCUUUAUUGUUCAACAAUUGCGAUUUCAUCCACACAUUUAAACAUGUUUUUUGAAUAAAACAUACUUUCGCCUUACUAUCUAUUAUUUGUGGAUUAUUGUUAGUUUUUUAUUUUUGAUGUGAGCGCACACUAAAAAGGGGGCACGGCAUAAAAAGUUUGAGAAGCACUGCUCCAAGAUAUUUCAUGAAAUUUUGCACGGUCAUCUUUAAGUAAUUAUCUAUUUUGUACUAUUAGACAAUAAGUUCUUUCAUAUUAUUUAUUGAUGCUUUUUUACACAAUGUUUUUUGAUCAUGAUUUCAGUUUUAUCAGCUUGUUCGGAGAUUAUUUUUAUUGCGUUCGAAGGGGGAGGGGGGUAUGCCCUUUUAUUGAUAGACGCAACAGAACUGAGGCACUUUUUGUUAUUUUUGCCAAAACCCUUUUCAAUAACAUACCAGACUCAACAGCUGUAACAUUUUGUUGUUUUUGCUAAAACUUCAAUACUACUCUAGACUGAAAGCAUAGGGACACCCAGUUUACAAAGUAAUAAGUUAUUGCCCCCCCCCCCCCUCCUCCCCAUCAAAAUGAGGUUUGACCUCCACCUUUCUCUGUUUAUUCUAGUGAGUAUUAUUCAAUGAGUUGAACAGAGAACGUAAGGCACUAACCCAGGGGGGCAAAUUACAGCCAGCGGGCCGGAUUCGGCCAACUUGUGCCUGCUGAAAAUACCACUGUGGUUUUUACCAGUUGAAAUUGAAGUUAUAAUGACCUCAAUUGUUACAUUGUGUUUCUCAUUAUUAUAUAAACAUUAGCCUAGCUCUUGUAAAUAAAUUGUUUUUUAUUCAUAGUUUUUCAUAUUGAGUUUUGAGCCCAGUAACCAAUUCUAUUAUCUGUACCAGGCCCACUCAGAAAAGUAAUUGGCCACCCCUGCACUAACCUAACUCAUCCUAACCGUGCCUAAGAUGAACGGAAUUGAAUAGAUCUCAAUAACAAGAUAGCACCAUAUUUCUUCUAACUAAAAGUUCAGUUCCAUGGUCAAGUUCCAAUUUAAUUGAAUUUAACUUUUUUGUAUUGCUAUACUAAUACUGUAUUUGGAAUUUUUUUCGUAUAGAGUUUAAAGAUAAUUAGAAUAAGAAAACCAUGGAUAGGCGUAUGGCUCGAAAGCUGGUAGUAGAUGAAGCGCCAAACAGACUAUUUUUAAAGUAUUUAGCUGAGUGGCGAGAUGAAGCCAAAGAAAAAGGCGAUAAAAGUUCUUUUACUUAUAAUAAAGCAUAUAAAAGUCUAAAGAAAUACCCGCUUCCAUUACAAUGCGGUGCUGAAGCGAAAAUUCUCGAAAAUUUCGGCGACAAAAUUUGCAAAAUGCUUGAUGGUCGGCUCGCAAAAGAUGCAGAAAAUGACGGUUUACUGCCGGUAGAAUUUCUAGAAAAAUCCAGAAAAGUUCCAGCAUCAUGGUGGGAUAGGGUUAAUAAAGAAGCACCAGUUGCGAAAAAAAAACCAGCUAAGAGAAGGAAAAAAGCAGAGGAGAGCACUCAAGAAAAAAAGAAGCCAAAGACCAAAACAAUAACUGAGAUGUUCGGAGUGCAGGUAAAAGAAAAAGAGCUGGGUGUUUCCCAAGAAUCUAGUAAAAUAAAUAACUUGAACAAUAAUAAUGAACCAGGCGGUCCAAAAAUAGGGGUCACGACCUCACCUUAUAAAAGUCAGGAAAUCAUGACUUCCUCUCCUGUGUUCACACUUUCACCUGGAGAAUUUGAUAUUGUGUUAUGUGUUGAUACGAGGGAAACGAUGGGGGAAUCAAGACGAAAAGAAAUGGGGGUGGAGUUGAAUAAACAAAAUGUGUGUUACGAGCAACGUACACUUCAUAUCGGGGAUUUUUUGUGGAUUGCGCAAGAAAAACCGGCUCUUUGUGUCGGUAGAAAACCAAAAGAACUUGUUUUAGAUUAUAUUAUCGAACGAAAAAUUUUAUCUGAUCUUUCAAUGUCAAUCAAAGAUGGUCGAUUUCGAGAACAGAAAAUUCGUUUGAAACAAUCCGGAAUCGGGAAUAUCAUCUAUUUGAUAGAAAACAUGGGAAAUAUAGAAAAUCAAAGCUUACCUGAGCAAACAUUAAGACAAGCUAUAUAUAACACCCAAAUUGUUGAUAACAUAUGUGUGAAAUUUACAAAAAAUGCAAAAGCGACUGUACGUUAUCUCGAUUUAAUGACAAAACGUCUACAACGCUUAUAUUUGACUUUUACACUUGAGGCAGUAGAGAUUUCUGAUUCUCAAGGUAACUUUUCCCAACCCGAAACUAAACAAUUAACCCCUUUUAAUGUAUUCAACGAAAUGGGUUCCAAGCGUAAAAAAUUAACAAUAAAAGAAAUGUUUAUACGUCAGUUGAUGCAAAUUCACGGUAUGUCAUACGAUAAAGCAUCAGCGAUUACAGCACUAUAUGAAACUCCGAAUCAGUUGGUGGAAAAAUAUCGUAAUUUACCUUCAGAAAAAGAGAAAGAAGAAUUAAUAAGUAAAAUUAAAUUUGGAUUGACUGAACGAAACCUCGGAAUAGCCAUGAGCCGGGUGGUGCACAAAGUUUAUUCAACAUAAAAGUUAUUUAAAAUAAUCAAAUUUUGCUUUUUUAUUACCAAAGUUGUUGAAUAAUGAUGAAUAAUGUUAAAACAUAUUUUUUAAAGUGCCCCUGGUACCGUAAUUGAAUAUAUAAGAAGUAUCACAUCUAUUUUGUUUUCGCCACAAUUUCAAAUGUAUUUUUGCAAAAUUGGGCUCUUGGGGAACCACGGGCCCCUGGUUGGGAGGGAUUUUUUAACCCACAUUUUCAGAACUUGAAAAAGUCUGUUUCGAAGAAUGAGGAAAACAAAUAUAUUUGAUUGAUAACUCCUGUCUCCUGCAAUUUAUCAUUGAAAUUUUUGGUGAAAAUCACUUGAAAUUAUGAUUAGAAAACUAAUUCAAAAAGUAUUUAUUUCUUAGUAAUUUUCAAAAUUUCAACAUUUGCUCUUUUGUUAUGGAAUGCAUCGAUUUAUUUUCAGUAUCAUGUGACGUAGAGACUCUUGCACACAACUAUCAAAGUAAACAUGCAGGAAAUGAUAUCACUCUGACUGAUUGAUUCCUUUGCUUAUGCUUUGGCAAUUUCAAUACAACACAGAUUGAUAUUGUGCUUUGUCUAAGCACAUGUUUGCAAUAGGGUUUGAAAUUUAUUCCAAUCCUCUUCCUCAAUAAACAUGAAACAAUUGUGUAGUGUCCAUGUCUGAUAUGGUCUUAGUUAAAUAGUUAUUCAUUUCAGAUACAAGAACUUGAUGAUAUAAGCGACCAGCGGUUACUGGUAUCUGAACUCCUAUGCUUUGCGGAGUAGUCCAGCAAUCACCUCGCACAUGAUUAUCCCGCAUGGUAUUCGAACCCAUACAGGUCGACCAAAAAUGUUCCCAACGCUUCCCUUUUUUUCACGCUUACUUAGUGUGUUUUACACAACUUGCCUUUCAAUACACAAUUUAUUAAUUCUGCCAUUUUUUUUGUAUUCAUGUCAGUGCACGCUUUUCUUUCAAAAUAAGCACACUCCUUUAUUGAGAGUUCUUCAGCUCAGUUAUCGCUGUCUCUUGAAAUGUGCCUAUCACAAACUACAAAAAACUGUAUUAUUGAAUCCUAUUUACCUCAAGAAUUAUCGCUGCUAUGUUUUGCUUUCUGCAUGCCAAUCUUCUUCUUGAAAUGGCAUAUUUACUUUAUUGAUUCUGUUUAUAAAGUGUAUUUUUUGUAUGAUGAAAAAACAAACUUUUCUUCUGGAUUAUCCAUUUUUCUAAUCUGGUUAAAGAUCUGACUUUUGUCGUGGUUAUUAUAUCUUACCAAAUACAUUGCACAUUUCCUUAUCUAUAUUCUCAGAUCAGUUGACAAAAGUUCCAUGAAUUAAAUAUAAAAUGUCCCUUUUUUCAGGAAUAUAUUUAUCACAUUUGUUACUUCAUUAUAUGCAUUUUCA